Penicillium alfredii is the source of this 1104-nucleotide messenger RNA. RefSeq lists its product as uncharacterized. The record is from RefSeq and is a predicted model, not a curated record. The transcript has 2 exons. Bases 1 to 1104 code for a protein of 367 amino acids. Lineage: Eukaryota; Fungi; Ascomycota; Eurotiomycetes; Eurotiales; Aspergillaceae.
AUGCCCCGAUGGGGAAGACCACCGGGGGCACGAAUGGGGAGACACACCAGGGGGCGGGAGUGGGAUGAGAUUGCACGGGUGGAGGAGAUUGAAAGUGAUGAGGAGCACGACGAGUACGAGCGGGAGAUGCUGCGGAGUGGCCGCGUGUCAUACAUGCGCCAGCUGGAGUAUGGGGGCCGGGGGCCGCGUCGGCGGGACUACGAGGAUCUGACCGACGAGGCCGAAUCAGAUAGCACGGUGGCCUAUGCGGUUCAACUGGCCAUGCGGGACAAAGAAGAUCAAUUGGUGGAAAAGGCACUGGGGCGGAUUCGUCGCGCGCAGAUGCUGGGAAAGAAGAAUGUCCGGCUGUCACAACGCGAGCUGGAUGCCCUGGAGCGGAGGCGUCUGCAGACAGACAAUGGACGGCGGCCAAAACACCCCGGGAGCCCUACCACACCGACAGCGGGCCGGCCGGGGUCGCGGCGAAAUGGAUCGGGGGCUCCCCUUGAGCAAUCCGGGCCAUAUCCACACUUUGCGCCUGACGCCCACAGCUCGUGGUCUCGGGGCCCUGGUGGCCGGCCGUCCAGCUCGUCAUCUGGUCAUCGUCCGCGGACUCCGACUACUCAAUCCCUCCGACCCCAGCAGUCCAAUUCACCACUGCGGCCGUCCUACCCACCCUUUCCUCCCAAUAAUCGUCCACAGUCGAUGCAUCAGCACGCGAUGUAUCCACGACCACUGCCCGAUGAUCCGCAAUGGGCACCGCCCUACUACAAGCCCGUGCAGAUGGCACCCUACAUGGAUCAGGCCCCAUACCCGCCGCAGCCUCCCACUGAUCAUCGGUCAGGACCCACGGGCCGGAUGAGCUAUCCCUCUGGGGAAACGCCCUACCCGGCCCAGCAUCGAUCUCCCCUGGAUGGACGCCCCUCGGGUGCGCCAUUCCGGGGAGGCCCACCGGCCCAGUCCGAGACCGAGUCAGACGUCUCCAGCGAAGAAGAGGAGGAAACGGAAAGUAGUGAAGAUGAUGGGGAGGUGCAGGUUGUGCCAGUGGAGCGCCAGGGUCCGCCGGGCCUCCAGAAGCGCACUGUUUCUGGAGGCAGCCGGGGCAGUUGGCGGGCCCGUCGGUGA